CUUUCUUUUUUUAAAAUCACACAUACACAAACCUUCCAAUAAGUCUAGGCCUCAGAGUUUGAUGACUCACUACCAACUCCAGAAAAAUUAAAAAAUUUAACCAUCACUACUUAAAACUCUGGCAAAGCCCCACAAACACAUUAAGUAAACUGAGGAAAGAACGGCGAGUGGGCCACACAAGGCUCUCCCUGCGAGGAUAAGGCUGUUAAUUUGUCGACAAAACGGGAUUCUUUUACAAGUAAAAGGGAUAAAUCUGCGUAACCACCACCACCUUUUUUUUUUUUUUUGGCCAAGCUUAAUGAAAAAAGAGGGUGGGGAGAUGUGUCCCUUCACUUUCUAGGUUCGGAUCCUGUCCACCCGGUUUCUGAAUGCUCUCAACAGUUACCCAACCGCCUGUUUCAAGGGCUUCCCUGUUGCUCAGAAUGCCACCUGGACACUUCUGGAAGGAAACUAUCAAAGACAGUCUUCCCCUCCUCCCAGGCUGUGUACUGAUCCCCACUCAAUCCAGCCCAGGGCAGAGUCCAAAAGGGGAGGGAGAGAUGCAAGCAGGGUCAAAGGGACCCCAAGAGUCCACCACGUCUGGGAAAGAAAAGGAAAAGCUGCUAUGGCUUCCUGUAGCUGGGGCGCACGCCAGCGCGCCCCCUUUCCUUUGGGAGGACCCCCGGUCCCCGUUCGUCCCCGAGCUCCCACCCCGCCUCCCGGAGCCCGGUGAAAGGAAAAAUGUGCGGGGACCUCCCCCCAGCAGCUCCAAACGCCGAGGUGCUCCCCACGAGCCUCAGAGCCGCCCCAACCUCAGGUCUCCCGCCGCGGGCCCUGCAGGAAACCCCCCACAGCCUGCGGCUUGGAACCCCGGGCAGGCUGGAGGGUAGGGGCGGCAGGCCAGGCAAGGCGCCGAGGCCCGGGCUCCGGGAGCGGCCUCGCAGGGAAGACCGGACCCGCAGGUUUUGUAUGAACUGAAUCCUGGGGCCUUGGGGGUGAACCUGGUGGUAGAAGAAAUGGAGACCAAAGUCAAGCGGGUGAUAAAGCAGGUGGAAUGCCUGGAUGAUCACGAUGCCAAUAAGGCCCUGCAGGAGCUGAUGCCACUGCUGAAGCUGCAGCACGCCCACAUCUCUGUGUACCAGGAGCUGUUCAUCACAUGGAAUAGUGAGAUCUCCUCCCCGUUCCUCUGCCUGGUGAUGGAGUUCAACAAGGUCACCUUCCAGGAAGUCAUUACGGAUAAGAGGGAGGCGAAGGAAAUCAUUGACGCUGAGUGGUUGCAGAAUGUGCUGGGCCAGGUGCUAGACGCGCUGGAAUACCUACACCAUUUGGACAUCAUCCACAGGAACCUCAAACCCUCCAACAUCAUCCUCGUCAGCAGUGACUGUUGCAAAUUGCAGGACCUGAGCUCCAACGCGCUAAUGACGAACAAAGCCAAGUGGAAUAUCCGUGCGGAGGAAGGUGAUCCCUUUCAUAAGUCCUGGAUGGCCCCCGAAGCCCUCAGCUUCUCCUUCAGCCAGAAAUCAGACAUCUGGUCCCUGGGCUGCAUCGUUCUGGACAUGACCAGCUGCUCCUUCAUGGAUGGCACAGAAGCCAUGCAUUUGCGGAAGUCCCUCCGCGAGAGCCCAGGCAGCCUGAAGCGCAUCCUGAAGACAAUGGAGGAGAAGCAAAUCCCGGAUUCGGAAACCUUCCGGAACCUUCUGCCCUUGAUGCUCCAGCUCAACCCCUCGGAUCGAAUAACGAUAAAGGACGUGGUGCACAUCACCUUCGUGAGCGGCUCCUUCAAGUCCUCAUGCAUCUCGCUGACCCUGUACCGACAGAUGCUGCCUGUGUCCAUCACCGACAUGCUCUUAGCAGGCAACGUGGCCAGCAUUUUAGAGGCCAUGCAGAACUUCUCUAGCUGGCCCGAAGUCCAGCUCAGGGCCAUGAAGAGGUUUCUGAAAAUGCCUGCGGAUCAGCUAGGUCUGCCGUGGCCCCCGGAGCUGGUGGAGGUGGUGCUCACAACCAUGGAGCUGCACGACAGGGUCCUCGACAUCCAGCUAUGUGCCUGCUCCCUGCUGCUGCACCUCCUGGGCCAAGCGCUGGUGCUUGACCCAGAAGCUAAGGUUCCCUGCAACCAAGCCAUCACCUCCAGCCUGCUGCGAUGUCUUCGGAGCCACCCUGAGGAGGAGCAGCUUCUGGUCAUGGUCUAUAGCUUGCUGGCCAUCACCACAACCCAGGGUGCAUCUGCCAGCCACCUCCUGCCCCACUAUCCAGGACAGCCCUUCCCAGAGUCUCAGGAAGGGAUGGUUUGGGAGUCAGUGUCAGAGGAGCUGCAGAAUGCCGGGCUGCUGGACCACAUCCUGGAGCACCUGCACAGCUCCCUCCAAAGCAGGGACGUCUGCGUCAGCGGCCUAGGCCUGCUCUGGGCCCUCCUGCUGGACGCUGUCAUUGUGAACAAGGGUACCUUGGAGGAGGUCCCGGACCUCAUCAGCCAGGUGUUGGCCACCUACCCUGCGGAUGCGGAAAUGGCGGAAGCCAGCUGCGCAGUCUUCUGGCUGCUGUCCCUGCUGGGCUGCAUCAAGGAGCAGCAGUUUGAACAAGUGGUGGCGCUGCUCCUGCAGAGUGUCCGGCUGUGCCAGGACAGAGUCCUGCUGGUGAACAGUGCCUACCGGGGACUAGCCAGGCUGGUGAAGGUGUCAGAGCUGGCGGCCUUCAAGGUGGUGGUGCAGGAGGAGGGCAGCAGCGGCCUCAGCCUCAUCAAGGAGACCUACCAGCUCCACAGGGACGACCCGGAGGUGGUAGAGAACGUGGGCAUGCUGCUGGUCCACCUGGCUUCCUACGAGGAGAUCCUGCCGGAGCUAGUGUCCAGUGGCAUGAAGGCCCUGGUCCAGGAGAUCAAGGAGCGCUUCACGUCCAGCCAGGAGCUGGUUUCUUCUGCAGAAAAAGUGCUCCUGAGGCUGGAGGCGGCCACCUCUCUCAGCCCUGAUGCUGGAGAGAAGACAGACACCCCACAGACCCCUCCUCCACAGGCACCGGCUCCCUGCCCUUCCUUCCCGUGGGCCACUGUUUCCCUUGGGUCGGGGGAAGGGUCACCUGGGCCCAGCAUGCGCACCUCACACUCCUCUCAAGGGACUAAUAAAGAGGCCGAAGGCCAGUUUCCACUGUAAUCAUCUCUGGCAAAAGUCUAUGACUGGCCAGUGGCGUACUUAAUUCUGCAGUCUCUGUAAACCUCGCCCCUGGCUGGGUCAGGGGCAGCAGUCCGGACACGGCAGUCCUUCCAGACCAUUCUAGAUGACAGAUGACACUGAGCC
Messenger RNA from Callithrix jacchus (white-tufted-ear marmoset), 3269 nucleotides. It is a transcript of the gene STKLD1, whose product is annotated as serine/threonine kinase like domain containing 1. Gene Ontology annotation, molecular function: ATP binding; protein serine/threonine kinase activity. NCBI's taxonomy places the organism in Eukaryota, Metazoa, Chordata, Mammalia, Primates, Cebidae. Gene Ontology annotation, biological process: protein phosphorylation. The record is from RefSeq and is a predicted model, not a curated record.